AUUUUUCACCAAUUAAACUUCAAUGAAAUUAACUUCACUAUGCGCAAUUCUCUUCCUCAUUGAAAAACGAAAAGAUUCGUUUACUUACGAAUCCUAUUAUUGCUCUAGGAACAAAUUUACGAACAAAAAAUGCGUGGGAAUGUUGCAAUUCAGAUGGUUGCGGUUGUUUAUUAGAAGAAACACAUCCCCGAUACAUGUGGACCGUGCACUUCAAUGGAAAAAGCGCCUGUCGGUACUCUAUGCUGUUUUAGCAUGGCAUGCAUUUGGCGGUGUAUUGUACAUGUGUUACACAGGCAAACGUGACUGGAUGAGAGCAGAGGGUUAUGUCCCUGACGUAGACGUACUUCCUGCAAGGAGCUGGGCGCACACUCUAGGAAUCCCACAAGCACAGGUAAUACAAAUGUCUGGGUUUAAAAUAAAAGGAUCAUACGAAAUAAAGGAGGGCGAAGAUCUGUAUAUUGGAACGGCCGCUGAACGCACUGUUGGAAAUGAAGAGGCAGUGUCAAGUAGAAAUGAUUCCACGUAACAAGUGGUGAUUAAUACUUCAGUUUUUACAUUGUAAAAUAGUCAUAAUAAAAUACAUGAUAACACAAA
Neodiprion fabricii is the source of this 594-nucleotide messenger RNA. RefSeq lists its product as uncharacterized. NCBI's taxonomy places the organism in Eukaryota, Metazoa, Arthropoda, Insecta, Hymenoptera, Diprionidae. The transcript is spliced from 3 exons. The record is from RefSeq and is a predicted model, not a curated record. Bases 23 to 526 code for a protein of 167 amino acids.